Camelina sativa (false flax) is the source of this 801-nucleotide messenger RNA. Its product is annotated as putative F-box/kelch-repeat protein At3g24610. The record is from RefSeq and is a predicted model, not a curated record. NCBI's taxonomy places the organism in Eukaryota, Viridiplantae, Streptophyta, Magnoliopsida, Brassicales, Brassicaceae. Gene Ontology annotation, molecular function: protein binding.
AUGAGGGUGGCUCGAGCUUCUGCUGCAGUGGGCGUGGUCGAUGGUACGAUAUAUGUAUUGGGAGGUUUCGAACAUUUCUGCUCAAUUUCCCGCAAGUGGGGUGAGGUUUUUGACCCAAUGACGAAGACUUGGGAUGACUUGCCAAUGCCGCCAUCGAAUAAGUACAACCUAAACUACCCCUUAAUCUACGAAAGCGCGGUGAUGGACGAGAAGGUUUUCGCUUUGAACGGGGCCGGUAGAGGUAUCUUUUACAUACCGAGUGAAGGGAUAUGGAUGACAGGGAAUUCAGAUACAAGCAGAGAGAGAAGGGGUUGGUAUGUGAUCGAGAAUGUCAUGUACUGUUGUGUAACGGGUGGGAGGAUACUUUGGUGUGAUGCAAAUGAAUUGGAUUGGCGCAAACACGAGGGGAUGGUGUGGAGAGAGGUCAUGGGAUUGAAAACUCUAACGGACACUCUAUGUGACUCCAGGCUAGUCAACUAUGGUGGGAGGAUGUCAGAGUUUGCAGAUCAUUGGAAGUCAUGCAAAAGGAAGAGGGUGUGGCAUGGAUUGACUAAUGAACUUGACAGAUUGCUUCCGGGGCACAAACUUAGUAACUCUGGUCCUAACAUGUUACUCUUUUGGGACGUGUUUGGUCCUGAGAAAUUGGAGAUUUGGUGUGCAGAGAUCUCUUUAAGGAGAUGCAAUGAGAGAGUUGAGAUUAGCGGCAAGAUUGAGUGGUCGGAAGCUGUCAUCACAUUCAAACCUCCUCCUCUACAUCAGCAUCACUGUAAGAUUUUGUAUUCUCUUUCUCUCAAUUUCUGA